Microtus oregoni (creeping vole) is the source of this 6575-nucleotide messenger RNA. It is a transcript of the gene Fzd4, whose product is annotated as frizzled class receptor 4. The transcript is spliced from 2 exons. Gene Ontology annotation, molecular function: Wnt-protein binding; Wnt receptor activity. Gene Ontology annotation, cellular component: plasma membrane. Gene Ontology annotation, biological process: retina vasculature morphogenesis in camera-type eye; canonical Wnt signaling pathway; non-canonical Wnt signaling pathway. The coding region runs from base 289 to 1899 and encodes 536 amino acids. The record is from RefSeq and is a predicted model, not a curated record. Lineage: Eukaryota; Metazoa; Chordata; Mammalia; Rodentia; Cricetidae.
UGCUGGCGGGCUUCGCCGAGAAAGCCGGACUCGGCCGGCGCCGGGUUCUGGGAUCGCCGACUGCAGCCAUGACCCUAGCAGUCCGUCUCUCUGCCCCGGCUCCGGGGGUCUGAUACCCCUCACAGUCUCGUCCAGCUUCUGGAGAGGCGGCCGCUGCCCCCUCGUCGCCCUUGGCGCCUUACCGGACUCCCUAUCCGGAGCUGGGAGCAGCGCGGCCACCGGCGCCCCCGUGCAAACUGGGGGUGUUUGCUGGAGCAGCCCCCGCCGCUGCUGCCCGCGGCUCUGGCCAUGGCCUGGCGGGGCACAGGGCCGAAGGUCCCGGGGGCGCCUGGAGGAGUCAGGCUGGGGCUGCUGCUGCUGCAGUUGCUCCUGCUCCUGCGGCCGGCACUGGGCUUCGGGGACGAGGAGGAGAGGCGCUGCGACCCCAUCCGCAUCGCCAUGUGCCAGAACCUCGGCUACAACGUGACCAAGAUGCCCAACCUGGUGGGACACGAGCUGCAGACGGAUGCCGAGCUGCAGCUGACAACUUUCACGCCGCUCAUCCAGUACGGCUGCUCCAGCCAGCUGCAGUUCUUCCUUUGUUCGGUUUAUGUGCCAAUGUGCACGGAGAAGAUCAACAUCCCCAUUGGCCCGUGCGGUGGCAUGUGUCUCUCCGUCAAGAGGCGAUGCGAACCUGUCCUGAAAGAAUUUGGUUUUGCCUGGCCGGAUAGCCUGAACUGCAGCAAGUUCCCACCCCAGAAUGACCACAACCAUAUGUGCAUGGAAGGACCUGGCGAUGAAGAGGUGCCCUUACCUCACAAAACCCCCAUCCAGCCGGGAGAAGAGUGCCACUCCGUGGGAACCAAUUCCGAUCAGUACAUCUGGGUGAAAAGAAGCCUGACCUGCGUUCUCAAGUGUGGCUACGAUGCUGGCUUGUACAGCCGCUCAGCCAAGGAGUUUACGGACAUUUGGAUGGCGGUGUGGGCCAGCCUCUGUUUCAUCUCUACCACCUUCACCGUGCUGACCUUCCUGAUCGAUUCGUCCAGGUUUUCUUACCCUGAGCGCCCCAUCAUAUUUCUCAGUAUGUGCUAUAAUAUUUAUAGCAUUGCUUAUAUUGUUCGGCUGACUGUAGGCCGGGAAAGGAUAUCCUGUGAUUUUGAAGAGGCGGCAGAACCUGUUCUCAUCCAAGAAGGCCUUAAGAACACAGGAUGUGCAAUAAUUUUCUUGCUGAUGUACUUUUUUGGAAUGGCCAGUUCCAUUUGGUGGGUUAUUCUGACACUCACUUGGUUUUUGGCAGCAGGACUCAAGUGGGGUCACGAAGCCAUUGAGAUGCACAGUUCUUAUUUCCACAUCGCAGCCUGGGCGAUUCCUGCUGUGAAAACCAUUGUCAUCUUGAUUAUGAGACUAGUGGAUGCUGAUGAACUGACUGGCCUGUGCUAUGUUGGGAACCAAAACCUAGACGCCCUCACUGGCUUCGUGGUGGCUCCGCUUUUUACUUAUUUGGUGAUAGGAACUCUGUUCAUUGCAGCGGGUUUGGUGGCCUUAUUCAAAAUUCGGUCGAAUCUUCAAAAAGAUGGGACAAAGACCGAUAAGUUGGAAAGGUUAAUGGUCAAGAUCGGGGUUUUCUCCGUCCUAUACACAGUUCCUGCCACAUGCGUGAUUGCCUGUUACUUCUAUGAAAUCUCUAACUGGACGCUCUUUCGGUAUUCUGCAGAUGACUCUAAUAUGGCUGUUGAAAUGUUGAAAAUUUUUAUGUCUUUGCUCGUGGGCAUCACUUCAGGCAUGUGGAUUUGGUCUGCCAAAACCCUUCACACAUGGCAAAAAUGUUCCAACCGAUUGGUGAAUUCUGGGAAGGUAAAGAGAGAGAAGAGGGGGAACAGUUGGGUGAAGCCGGGCAAAGGCAAUGAGACCGUUGUCUAAGACUAACCAGCUUCUACGCUUUCCUUAUGUUGGAGGGAAUUACGCGGUGAAUCUCAGUUUGAACGAACUAGAAACACGUUAGCACCCCCACUGUAGGCCCAGCACCCCUCACCACACCCAGCCUCAUAAAAGCAAUGGUUCCACUGCAGACAUUGGAACGAUCUAAGAUGGGAAGCCAGUGAGAGGCUUUCAAAGCUGUGAAAAAUCAAAAUGUUGAUCCCUUUAGCAGGUCGCAGCUCAGAGCGCUGAGGUCCUGCUUAAGUUCCCUGUUUACCCCUACUGGGUGGGAUUUCAGCUGUGAGUUGAGAACUCGCAGGGAGAAAGAUUAAUUUUUUUAAAAAACUCUUAAAUUUUAAAUAGUAACUAGGUCUUUCAGAUAGCCAAGUGAUCUAUAAACACUGGAAACACUGGGGUGGGAGACGUGUUGCAGGGUUUGAUAGUUUGGCUGGUCUAACAUAAACAUCGCGUGGCCUACACGGUCGGCUGUUUGGAACUCUGGAGCGCACUCCCAAGAGGUGGUGUCAAAAUCCUUCAGUGCCUUUGUCGUAAAACAGAAUUGUUUGAACAAACAAAAGUACUGUACUAACACACGUAGGUAUCCAAUGGAUUUUCUCUCUCUCUCUCUCUCUCUCUCUUAAAUUUCAGCAUCCCUAUUCUAGGCAGCCCCUCCCUCUUUUCUUCACUUUACACUAAUGACUCAAAAAAAAUUAUUUUUAUAGGAAUUUUUUUUUGCACUGCAGCAUGCCUAAUGAGGGGGGAAGGAAGGGCGAUUCACUUUCUGACAAUCACUUAACUCAGAAGAAAACGAGAUUUACUAAGUUGACUUCCCUUCCCGACCCCAGAGACCCAUUGCGUUAAGUAAUGCUAAGCAAUUGGGACUUGAAAUAUUUUAGUUCGUGUGAUUGCAUCUAGGCAGACGCCAGUCUGGAAGAACUGAAAUGUUAAAUUUCUUGGCAACUCUGCAUUCACACAGAUUAACUGUGUAAUUUGUGUGUGUCAAUUACAAUUAAGAGCACAUUCUUGGACCAUGACAUAGUAUACUCAAUUGACUUUAAAACUAUGGUCAGCUUACAUUCGCAGAGCGAUAGUGCCUUUUUUCCCCUGUAGCAUAAGAAUGUUAUCGGAGUUGGGUCGACUUACCACAAUGGAGACUUAUUCAGCUUUGCAAAGGCAACUAAGGACAGCAGAUCUAAAUACCGGGUGCAUAAUUGUUCCUUAGUAAUUGGCAAAGGCUCCUUAUAAGAUUUCAUUAGAGCCGGUGUGGCCUGGAACCUAAUGAAUGGUACCUAAUGAAUCUCCAGAGUGCCAGCCAGAAGCUGGAUUGGUUAGCAAGGGAUAUGGUAUGGACCGUAUGAAAUGAGCUGCAAGGUCUAACAGCGGCACGGGUCUUAAUUGCCUUUGCUGGGGUAUCCAAAGCUUUUAAAAUUUAUGCUUUAAGUCCCUCACAAGGGGGUACCCGCUAACAACCUAUCAAAAGUUGCAGUGUCUUUACAAUUGUAGCUGGCCUUUUUCUUAACCUGCCUUAGGCCUUUUAAUCACCAGAUCUCUGGGACAAACUGUUGUACAUGUCACAGGUCGCUCUCCUCGUGUUUCAUACCUAUCUGCUUCAGCAACUGCAGUUUUUGGCUGAUUCAAGCUUUGUCCUUUUAAUAAAAAAAUCUUCGUGUUUUCCUAAUCAUACUUCGCAGAGAGACAUUUCCCAGACUCCAAAUCAAAUAAGUGAUCAAAUUCUGGAAAUAGAAAGUUUUAAAAAUUGAAGAUUUUUUGUUUGUUUUUGGUUUCUGUUUGUUUGUUUGUUUUGGGUUUGAGCUUUCUGUCUAUGACUUGACAUUGUCUCCCCCACACCCUUUGAUUUUGCAAGGUGUCUGUGAUCAAGAUGCAUGUAAGGCCCAAUGUGUGUUCAGAAAAGAGUUGGAGCUUGUGCGGUAGAAACCUCCAUGGUUCUGGGUGGCCCCUGAUGAUUUGCACAAUCUAAGUUCCUAGGCUGGACCAGGGCAUGAGGCUCCAGGAGCAUGAGAACUGAUCCCUGGAAGGGCCAGUUGAACUCCUGAGUGAGCUGCCUAGGAAAUGUGGAGGGGCCACACCCCAUGCUGCUUGCAGACAGUUCCCAUAGCUGCACAGGGCCCUGGAGUGUGCACCCAAGGGCAGAUUCUGCCCUUACUCACGCUCUGCUGUGGUGUCUUGGGACUUGUGCAGUGACUCUGGCCCAGGAAGGGGAUGGAGGACCAGGCCAUGGCUGACUGCCUUUGCCGUGGAGGCUUUGUGUGUCGUUCUCUUUGCAAUACUUCAGCGAUGGUGGGACCAAGACAGCGCCCUCCAAAGGGCGGGGCAAGAACUAAGUAGUGGGCAGGUGUCAACAACAGCUAUGGCAACAGCAAGCCACCUGCAUUCUGAAUUCUGGAGCUACUAGUGUCCUGACAGUUUGUCUGUCUGCUUGAGCAGAGGGGCUUGUCACUCCAGACUGCUUUGGUAGUCUUAGCAAUGCCAUGGGGAUGUUAGGCCUUCCCGUUCAUGUUCCAGGUGAUUCAGAAUGUUCCCAGUUUACAGGAGAAGGACCUAGUGGCCGAGGAGUCCCUUACCAACACCCUUCAAGCCACUUUUCCACUUCAUCAUCGUGUUUUUCUGCUAGCUCCUCUCGCAGGCCUCUUCCUAGGUCUCUCUACUUCUCCCAGAAUUCCUUCUACAUUAAUAACAGAAUGCAUCAGUUUUGCUUCGUGGCAAUCUCCAUAUAAACUCCCCAGGACAAUCAGAGUAGGCCCCAGGGUCUGAGCACCUACUGUGGCCUUGGGCAAAGGAGGGUCAGGACUUAGUGUUCCACGGGACUUAAUGUAGGUGUAUUUGAGGACAGCAGCUUGCUGAGGGACAAGUUGGGUUUCUUUCCUUUCUCUGAGCCCUAGAACGAGUAUGUAAUUUUCAAGAAAAGCCUGCAAGCUUCCAGAUAUUCUAUUAAGCAUAGCUCAGGGUACCUUUGCCCAACCUUUUCUUUGAUAAACUCUUUGGUCUUUGCAUCAUAAAAGCCAAACCUUAGGGCAGAGGACCGCUUGUCUAGGGUAGAAGUGGCCAGAACCGCCUGGUUGAACUGCUCGGCUGAUCAUAUCUUUCUUCCUUUGUGGUGACCCAUUUCCUGGUUGCUGAGAUGGCUUCUGAGCUGGCCCAGGGCCCAGAGGCCUGAAACAAGGGAAAGGUGACACUGUUUCCUGAGAUGUCCCCCUUGCUUUCUCUUUUCCAUCACUCAAUCUCUUGUACUCCCUAAACCUAGAACCAGAGACAUCCCAUUAUCAGAUCCUGAAUUGUCCUGGCCCUAUCUGACAUCUCCAGCCCUUUGCUCACAGAAUUAAGUGUCUUCGGGAGUGGGUGCAAAGUUGGGUCAUGGGACACCAAGAUGAGCUUGGCAUCCUCCGUCCUGAAAGAGCAGGCGCAGCUGAAAGAGGUUUCACCAGCAUGACAUGUCUGCUAAGGUGCCCAUAGCAACAGUUAGGAAGGGAGACUAAGAGGGCACAGACUCCAGCAGGAACUGCUUAGUGUGUUAAUUCCAUCCUGUGACGGAGGGCAUCGGAGAGAGUUGCCAUUUCUGCCAGUCAUGACGAGUCCCCAGACUUGGCCCAUGCUCUUUGUUCUUUUGUUGUAUUUGACGUCAGAGUCCCUGUCCAGGUUUGCGGUAUGUCUGACAAAGGACCCGGAUAUCAUCUUCCCUUUGUGCCGAGGUCAAAGACCUCGAAACUCCUGAGAGAGCAUUUUGUUCCUACAAAGGAUCACAUACUGAAGCCCCAAGUUACAGAUUCUGCUUCGCUGGCGCCUGGAUAGAGCUCUCUGUUCCUGCCCAUUGCCAUGCACCCAACCCCCAGCCCCAUCCCACCUCUUCACCUGGGAAGCACAUUUGCCCUGAUGCUUACUUAUUUUGGUUCCUUACUUGCCUUAUUUGCCUCUUUGCAGCAGCCAAUUCCUGGGAUUCACCCAGGCAGUUGGUAGAGUCUUUUUGGAAUCCCCUGUGAGCGGCAUCCUCUGAGGCUCUGUGCCUUCCUCAUCUCCCGGAAUGUCCAGCUAAUGUUAUCCCAGAAGGCUUCUGAAAGGGGUUUAAGGGGAGCUCUGCACCCUCUAAAAAAUGUCCUCCCUCCCAAGUUGUGCACGUUUCAAAACCCUGGAAGUGUACUAGGCUAAGGGCCUGACUUGACUCUGGGCAUAGGAAGAGCUAAGUUGCCUUCUAGAGCUUUCCUAGUGGGCAUCUGGGCGGUUCUGAGGCUCUUCUACCUCACAGAGAUGAUGUGAGGCUUUAGAAGGCCCAAGGAUGAAGGCCCCUUGAGUUCUUCAUAAGAAAUAUGAACUAAGUGACAGUCCCACUCUUCAGGAAGAUAAAAUACGGUUAGAGCUCUUCUGUGCAGCAGUCUGGCUAGUUGCUCUCUGGCGUUUUCUUGGAUCCUCAUGCCUCUUAACAGCUCCAGAAAUCUGGAGACAACCUGGGGCCAUUCAAAUGCUUGAUAUCGAGGUACCAGGCAAACCCUGCUCUACACGCCCUGAAUAAAUUGCUGAAUCUCAAAGGAAAUAGACCCUCCUUGUAAGGAUGUACAAAAGUGUGUCUGCAUUAAUGUCUGUACUGUAAAUCUCUAAUUUAUCACUGUAUUAAAAAAAACUUGCUAUUUAAUUUUUGUAUCAAAGGAAAAUAAAGUUUUGUUUAUUAA